AUGGAUAGGUGCGUGGAGACACGCAGGAUGAGCAGAGUCCCACUGAAAGAAACAGGACAAGGAAACAGUAAGGAAAGGGACACCCUUACAUUCAAAGAGGCCUCCACUCAGCGAUUGUCCAGACAAGUCCAGGUCCCGUCUCUGGACCGUCGCCUCAUCAGUCUGAAGGGCCUGCUCACUGCUCAGAAGUUCUCAAAGGGGUUAAAGUAUCUCUCUCUGUGGCUCUAUUCACAGGAGAGAACAGCACAGAAACUAGCAGCAAAGAAAGGUGUCAGAGGCCCUGCAAGAAAGUUGAUCCCAAUCAUAAAUGACCAGGUGCCAACCGGCUGUGCCCAGCCCAAGGAACGCUUCCCAGUGGCCCACGUCUCACAGCUGCUGCAUGACUUCCUGGCCUCCCGCCUGGACGGUGUGGCCUACGCAGCUGGCUCCUGUGGGCCCUUGUCGGCCGGACCCCUUGCGCUGGCGUUGAGCGAGGACCUGCGGGCACUGGUGCGGGCCAUCUGCCCGCCACGCUACCGGCUGGUGUGCACCGUGAGCCUGGGGCCAGCGGGGCAGGAAGGGCUGAUGAUGGCCAGCCGAUGUCUGUGGGACGCACACGCAGACACCUGCAUCUCACACACCACCCAGACAGCACAGAUCUUCUGUGUGGCGUCAGUGUUCGCAGUAUAUCGUGAAUGACAAUAAGAGAGAUUUGAUUUUUAUGGUAUUUGGCAGAAGCUUUUGUCCAAAGGUGACAAGAAAUUGAAUAAGAGAUUUGAAAGGGAAACAUGCCGUCAAUACCCAUUACGUAAAUAUUCUUCAAAAGUGUUUUUAGUUUUGCCUUAGAUUAUAUAUGCCAUUAGCCUGACCAGUCAGACCUGCCCCUAGGGGUGUCUAGAUUUCUAGGCUAAUAUGCCAUGGUUUAUCUGUGUGUUGUAGACAUUUUCUUCCCAGAGGUAAAAUGACUUUGGUACCUAAACAAGUUGUAAACUCUAAGGACUAGUUCCCCAUACAUGGCCAAAUACUAACCUAAAAGAAAACUACAAG
Molecule: messenger RNA, 1026 nt
Organism: Sardina pilchardus (European sardine)
Lineage: Eukaryota; Metazoa; Chordata; Actinopteri; Clupeiformes; Clupeidae
Product: dynein light chain Tctex-type 4-like
Exons: 4
Coding region: 1-678 (225 amino acids)
Biological process (GO): microtubule-based movement
Cellular component (GO): cytoplasm; cytoplasmic dynein complex
Molecular function (GO): dynein intermediate chain binding
Source: RefSeq, a predicted model, not a curated record